This is a messenger RNA of Tarenaya hassleriana, 9839 nucleotides long. RefSeq names its product putative ABC transporter B family member 8. Gene Ontology annotation, biological process: transmembrane transport. Gene Ontology annotation, cellular component: membrane. The record is from RefSeq and is a predicted model, not a curated record. Lineage: Eukaryota; Viridiplantae; Streptophyta; Magnoliopsida; Brassicales; Cleomaceae. Bases 5976 to 9692 code for a protein of 1238 amino acids. Gene Ontology annotation, molecular function: ATP binding; ATP hydrolysis activity; ABC-type transporter activity. The transcript is spliced from 9 exons.
AUAAUUAUGUGAGACAUGUCCGACAUCUUUCCCUUAAAAUGCGGUACCCAGACGAAAACAAAAACGUCGGCCACAUCUUGUUCGUCUUUAAAUAAAGAGGCAUAACACGCAGAGAGGGGUAUUCGGAGACAGAGCUAAGCUUUCGACAGAAAAAGAAAAACACAGAGCUUUCCCUUGGAGAAUUGGAGCAACACGCGUAGUCGGAAGAGAAGAGCUGCAAAAAUAUUGAGCAAUUUCUUUUCCCUGUCUAUUUUACUAUGAAUUUCUCUUGGAUUUUUUGUUGUUGUGAUUUCUAUAUGUGUGAGUAGUUUUAUCAUUGUAGGUUAGGGGUUGAACGGUUGUAAGGAUCGUACGUGUUUAAUUAAAUUUUGGUAAACUACGAUUUUAUAAUUUGGAUCGAAUAAAUGGAUUUUAAUGCUGCAAUUCUUUUUGGCCAAUUGAGUUGUUGAUAUUAGAAUUUAAAUUCACAUAGAGAUAUGGAAUUCGAAUUCGGAAAUCAUUUAUUCGAAUGGGUAAUUUUCGUAUCGAGAGAUGGUUGUAUUGCCUGGAAAUUGUGAUAGCGAACUUAAUGAUUUUUAGGAAUUUCAAUCUAUUAAGAACCGAGAGGUCGGUAGAAGAAAUUCCUAGAAUAUAAGGUGAUAUUCGAGAGAAUAAUCAUUUGCAAAUGUGCACUUGAAUUUCCUAAAUUAUGAUCAUAGUUACCGAAAUAUAUUUUUAGAAGCGAUCCUUACAUAACCCGUAAAAUCCCGACACCUACAAUGUCUUAAUUAAAUUGUGUUAAAAAUCACUGUUUAUAUUUGCUUGAUUUGUAUUUAAGUUUAAUCACCGUCACCACCAACCAAUUUAUUACCCCGACCAAAAACCGAGUAGAACCCGUAAUUGAUAUCGUUGAAUCCAUCUGUGUCCCUGUGAUCGACCCUAGAAUACUACGAUUGACCCGUACACUUGCGGUAGUUGUAUCUAGGAAAUUAAACGAGAUUAGAUCACAUCCUAGAUUGACAUCACUUUUCCUUUUUUUUAAAGGUACAAGUCUCAUCCUAUGUUUAUAAAAUUCUUCUGAACGAGGUCUGGGAUCCUUGAACUAGGUAAGUUCUUCCGUCAACUUUUUUUUUAAUCAAAAUUCUUCUGAUAUUUUAUUCAUGAAGAAGAAUUCGGCUUUUUAUAAAUCCUACAUGGAUUCUAAUAGUCCCAUCUAGAUAGAAUUCCACGAAUUAUUAUUGAAUCAAAAGUCAUACACUCGCAAUACCAAACAAUAAAUAGAGAAAAACCCAAAAUAAAUGAAAAACCAAUUCCGGACAGAAACCCUAGAAUCCAGCCAUUUUUUUAUGCUUAUAUGUGUAAAAUGUCGAAGGGGGACCUUGGCGCAUCGGUUAAUGUGUUCCGUUGUGACUUAGAGGUCACAUGUUCGAAUGUUGGACCCUUCCCCGGAACCUCGCCCACUGGGAUGCUUUGUGCACCGGGUUGCCCUUUAUAAGUUUAAAAAGUGCUUUUUUAUAUUUAUAUGUGUAAGAUAUGUUUGAUUGUCUCUUUGAGGAUAUUUCUUUUAGAUGUGUUUGAAGAUUUGGUUGAUAGAAAAACAUGACAAGCUAUUCUGCUUUUGAUCUUUUCCGGAUCAUUGUGUUUGCUUGUGUGAUAUACUUAGCUUCUUGGUUAAACAUAUAGCCCCUUUUGCAUGUGAGUGUUUUUUGAGGUGUUCACUUCCAUUGUGGAUGAUUUCAUCAGAAAUCAUUUCGACUAUGGUCUUCUUAUUUGGUUAUGAUAUGAUGGAUUUGUUGGUACAUAGGCAUUAUCUUGUGACCUUGUUAUUUGAGUGCUUGCUAGAUUCUUUGCUUAUUUACAUUUUCUUAUAGUGAAACGGUGGUUCUUCUCUUUCCAUUCUUACAACAUUUGGUUGUUACCUUGAGCUUGAGGUUUGUCCUCUUUUGUUGGGUCUUAGUUCAUACACUUUACAGUUCAAUUAGCAUUUUAACAGAUAAAAAUUGUAAGCUUUGGUUGAGUACAUCAGUUUCAGUUUCCACAUACGGUGUGUGAGAGAUUGGUGGUGCCUAUCACAAUUUCACAACCAAAUUAGUACUGUUCUAUUUUAUGUAGUAAGUGUAAUGCGUUGUUUCCAUGGUACAUUUCCUUUUUUCUUGAUUUCUUUGGUGUGUUGUCAAUUUCCUUACUGUGGAAAUACUAUAAAUAUAUUUCUUUCGUGAUUUAUCGGUCAUCGUUUUAAUUUAACAAUUAAACUUUAAUGGAAGUAUAUAAAAAAGUUUUACGUAUGGCCAAUAAAAAAUAAAAUUAAAUAUUCUUUUUCUAUAGAAUAUGUAAAAAAUAAAAAUAUUAAACAUAGAUAAUUUUUUAAAAAAAAUGUCACAACUGCUAGUCAAUUCGUGGCUUAUUGACUUGGUUGUAACGAGUUGAUUCGUUAGGUUCGUCUACAAACGAAUUUUAAGAAUAUCGGUUUACUCAUAUAACGAACCAGUUCAAUUAUAAAAAUAAACCGAUACAAAACCAGCUCGCGAAUCGAGUUCAUCUUGACAUUUCUAGUUAUGACAUAUAAUAUACAAUUUUGAAUAUUUGUGCUUAUUUUAUAUUGCAUAAACUUUUAAAUUCACUAUUUUUCUUGUUUAUGCAUUUUCUUUAAUAAUCUAAUUACUUACAAAAAAGUACAUAGAUAAAAAAAAAUCAUUUUUAAAAUAUGAUAUAGAACGGAUCGCAAAAGCUCGUGUAUAAGAACCUUUGUUAAUUCAUUUUUGGAAAAAUCCUCUUUUUAUUUAAAUUUUAUUUAAUUAUAUAUAGGAGAACAAACAAAUAGUUUAUCAUGUAUCACCAAUCACAUAAUAUGACCGACUCCUGUAAUUCCCUUUGUCUGGAUAUGGUGAAAUAUCUUAAUUUAGGUGCAUUAAUUAAUAUUUAAUUAGAAUUGCUGUCUAAAUCAACAAGCAACGUAAGGCUUAAAUUUAAAGAGGUAAAGUUGUCUGGUCAUCUUAAUCGAGGCUUAAUGAUGUUAGCUUUAGCCAAACUAAAAAUAUAUAUUUACCGAUUUAUUUAGUAAUAAUGCCAUAAAAAUUCUCAAUAUGCAUAUAUAUAUAUAUAUGUAUGUAUGUAUGUCUCUGUUUGUAUGUAUAUAUGUAAUUGUAUAUAUAUGGGUAUAUAUAUAUAUAUAAACGUCAGAACGAAUUGUUUGACUUUUGUCAAGACAUGCAUGUAAAAGAUGAUUCUCCAUUCUGCUUGUCCACGACAAAAGCUCAUAUAUGUAAAUUCAGAGUGUCGUCUUAUGGAAAGUAAAAGCAGAAUUAAAAAAGUCAUCAAGCACUAAUUAAGUUGAUCCAUCUUUUGGAAUACAUUAUCAAAAUCAAAAUACAUAAUGUAAAAUAAAAUAAAUAUUUUUUAAACUAAAGUGAAAUAGUGAUUGGAUCAGCAAAAUGAAAAACUAACCUUUAAAGUGGUUUUUAUUUUUGUGAUGAAUACGAUGCGAGAACUCUCGACUAAAAGGGGUAUUAUCCAAAAUAUCCUCCUUUUGCUAAAUCUACUUCUGCACGUACCUUCUUUCAAAUGUGACCAUAUGACCAAAUUAAUUGUAUGGUCACAUGAUAGUCACAUUUGUCACAACGUUAAAUUUUUUAUAAUUUCACCAAAUGAUUAAUGUGAUACGUAAGGUGUGAUUAUGAUGAUUUAGUGUGAUCACCAUAAAUUUAACGUUAUAACUAAUGUGACCAUCAUGUGACCAUACAGUUAUUUUGGUCACAUGGUCACAUAUGGAUAAGGGUAUGUGCAGAAGUAGGUUUAGCAAAAAAAGGGUAUUUUGGAUAUUUUGUCCGACCAAGAUGAACAAUUUGCCCUAAAAAUUAUUUAACAAAUUAUGGUUUCUACUAACCUCUCAAUUAUAACAUAAAUUAUUCUUUUGAUAAGCAGCUAUAGAAUAUUCGAAGAAGCAAUUCUCGAAUUUUCUCCAUGUUUGAAAGAUUUUGUGGUUCAAGAAACUACAAAUUAAAAAGAAAAACAAAAGAAAGUAUUGAAAUAUAAAUUACCGCCAAAAUCCGGGUACGAGGUUAGCAUGCCAACGAGAAAAGGGUGUAUUGAAGAUCAUCUCAUCCCCCCUCGCGUUAAUCAAAUUUGAUAGAUAUCAUGUGUUAUUUUUCAAUUGGCCUGGUUCUAUUAUCUAAUUAUGGUGACGUGACUUAUUUAGAUCUUUCUAAUGAUAUCGAUGGGACCAUAUAAUUUACAUUUGAAGAUUUAAAAAUUUUAAACAAAAUUAAUUAUAAAGGACCAAAAUAAAUGGCCAAAUAAACGUGAGGAAAAUAUAGAACAAAAAAGUUUUGUUUAAAUAUUAAGAAAAAACUUUGGUGGUUUAUCUUAGUGUUGUUUUAUUGUAAUUCGGAUUAAAGAUGACCCAGUUGGAAAAAAAUGUAGUUGUUCUAAACCCAAAUCAACUUUGUUAUUUUGUUUUCAAAUUAUCGAUUCCAUAAAUAAAAUCGAAACGAUCCGUUCCAUAAAAAAUAUGAUUUAACGAUGAUAAACAUUUUUGUUAAUUCGCACGUGAGAAAUAUGAUUUGAGAAAUUAAAUUAAGAUUCUAAAUAUGGCGUUUAACUGAAGCUUUAACGGAAACCAAACAAACGUGUAUUCGCACAGAUUUGGAGACACGAAGCACUUGAUUCUCCGUGUCCCUUCAUGUUCUUCCCGCUCAACCACUUCUCUCCACUUUUUGUUUGGUCUUGUUCAGAUGCACUCUUACCAUAAAUCAUAUUCCUAUAAAAAUAAACGUGAAUCACGUGGUUCAAAUAGCAAUGAUUUGUAUUUAUAUAUAUAUAUAUACACACAUACACACGAAUAUAAACAAAUAGAAAUUAGUUCUUAUUAUAGUACAGCAUUCCACGCACGUUUUCAAACUAUAUUUUAGAAAUCUUGAUCCUAUUUAGUAUUUUUUUUUUAUAAUUCAGAAGUUUACUGGAACUUUAGCCCAACUACAUCUCUCAGAAUAUCGAGAGAUCCAGGUGAAUGCCCCUCUUAUUUAGUAUUUGGAAAUUAAUUUGAGAUUAAAAUAACGAACAUGCAUGAGUGAUCGAAGUUGAUUAAGUUUCUCGCUUCAUGUUAUAAAAGAUGGAAAACAAGGUUAUAAAAAUCGGAUUCAGUUCCAUUUAUUUUGAUUCGGAUGCAUAUUUGUUUAUAUUGGCAGCCCUUUAAUAAAAAACAACUUUUUUUUGCACGAUAUCACUCCUUUAUAUAGUAUAAUAUUAUAUUUAACCUGUAUAUAUGUGUGUGUAUAUAUAUAUACAGAUUUGGCGAUACACAAUGAGACAAAAUGGCAAAGGCUGGCCUUGCCUAGAGAAAAGCAACUUCCGUUGCAUGCUUAUCUCCCAACAUAAUUUAUAAUUUUAAUCACACAGUAAUUUAGCCUUUUUUUACAGAAAAAUAAUAUUAAAUUGUCAAAAUUAUUUAACCAGAAAGCCUUUUAGAGCGGUGGUAGUCAUCGUUAACGUCCUUUCCAAAUCAUCUCAUUGAUUGUUGAAGCACGAAUAAUUAUUACUAACAAUUACAUUGAUUACAUUACUUAUACAAUUUAUUACACAUGGAUUAUGAUGCAUUCCUUUCCAUUUUUUUUCUUAGUUAUCUUAUCCAAACUUGCAAAUGUAAGAGUAAGUUAUUAAAAUAGCCAUCCGGGAUCUGGUGUAAUAACCCCACCGAAAAAAUAGCUAUCCUUUUAUUUUAUUUUAGUGAUACUUAAAUAGUAAUAACCCCACCGAAAAAGCUAGUUUAUAAUAAUUUAUUUUUUUUGAUAAAUGUAUAGUUUAUAUUAAAUUGUUAAACCACAUGAGAAAAACAAAAAGCAAAAGCUUCUUCGUCACUAGCACUUUGGGUGCUCAAUGGAAAUUCAAAGCAAUACAACCAUCACUCUCCUCUUCCUCUACUUAUAUAGAUCAUGAAACCCUCUCUCUCUUCUCAUUGAAUCUAAGAGCAAAACUCUCAAGAAAAAGAGAAAAAAAAAAAGAUGGGUUCCUUACAGAAAACCGAUUCGGAGACUCCUAAACCAAAAAAGGGUAUAUCUUUAAUAUUUCGAUUCGCGGACCGGGUCGAUAUCGUUCUGAUGUUUCUUGGGACCAUUGGAGCUAUUGGAGAUGGAAUGUCUACGAAUGUUUUGCUAGUGUUUGCAAGCAGGAUUAUGAACAGCUUGGGCUACGGUCAGCACAAUCCGCACGAGAUUAAUUUCAUGAAUGAGGUUGAAAAGUGCAGUUUAUACUUUGUAUACUUGGGAUUGGCGGUCUUGGCGGUGGCAUUUAUGGAAGGGUACUGUUGGAGCAAGACGAGCGAGAGGCAAGUGAUGAAGAUUCGCCGGACAUAUCUGGAAGCUGUUCUAAGACAGGAAGUCUCUUUCUUUGAUUCACAAGAAGCUUCCAUUUCAGAGAUCAUCAGCAGUAUCUCCAACGACACCUCUCUUAUCCAACAAGUCCUUAGCGAGAAGGUGCCGACAUUUUGUAUGCACGCGUCCGUAUUCUUCACCGGACUCGCCUUUUCGGCUUACUUCUCAUGGAGAUUGACCCUCGUCGCGAUCCCAUCUCUACUUCUCCUGAUCAUUCCGGGGAUGACCUACGGCAAAUACCUUGUCUACUUAUCCAAGAAAUCGUUCAAGGAGUAUGCGAAAGCGAACUCGGUCGUGGAACAAGCUCUGAGCUCGAUCAAGACAAUCUAUUCCUUCACGGCCGAGAAAAGGGUCAUCAAGAAUUACUCAGAUAUGCUGGAGAAAACAACGAAGCUCGGGAUUAAACAGGGUCAGGCCAAAGGUCUGGCCGUGGGAAGUACCGGUCUUUCUUUCGCCAUCUGGGCUUUUCUUGCGUGGUACGGUAGCAGAUUGGUUAUGUACCAUGAAGCAAGCGGCGGACGUGUUUACGCAGCCGGGAUUUCCUUCGUCUUGAGCGGACUGUCUUUGGGCAUGACAUUACCAGAAGUGAAGUACUUUACAGAGGCCUCAGUGGCGGUGGCUCGAAUAUUCGAAAGGAUCGACAGAAAACCGGAGAUAGACGGGGAAGAUACGACGAAAGGAUUCAUAAUAAACAAGAACAUGAAAGGAGUCAUAGAAUUUGAGCACGUGACGUUUUGGUACCCUUCUCGUCCGGAUUCCAUAAUUCUAAAGGACUUCUCUCUCAGAAUCGAAGCCGGGAAGACCGUUGCACUUGUCGGGGCGAGCGGGAGUGGGAAAUCUACCGCGGUAGCUUUGGUACAACGAUUCUACGACCCGAUCCAAGGGUCUGUAAGGAUCGACGGGUUCGAUAUAAAAACUCUCCAGCUGAAAUGGAUGAGGCAUCAGAUGGCGCUUGUUAGUCAAGAACAUGCAUUGUUUGGGACUUCCAUAAGGGAGAACAUAACGUUUGGGAAACAUGAUGCUACAAUGGAUGAAGUGAUUUCAGCUGCAAAAGCUGCGAAUGCCCAUGGAUUCAUUACACAACUUCCUGAAGGGUAUGAAACCAAGAUAGGCGAGCGAGGGGCGUUUUUGUCGGGAGGGCAGAAGCAACGGAUUGCGAUAGCUCGGGCGAUUAUACGGAAUCCGGUGAUUUUACUUCUGGAUGAAGCGACGAGUGCUCUGGACGGCGAAUCCGAAACACUGGUUCAAAAUGCUCUUGAUCAGGCCUCCAUGGGAAGAACCACACUGGUUAUUGCCCACAAGCUUUCCACGGUCCAUGGUGCCGACCACAUUGCCGUGCUGGAGGAUGGUUCCAUUUUGGAGAUGGGUAAUCACGAGGAGUUGAUGAUUCAGAACGGGAAAUACGCAAAACUUGCGAGAUUUCAGAGACAGUUCAGUGUUUGUGAGCAUCAAGAUAUGGCCAGAACCCCUGCGAGGAACAGUUUUAGCAGGCUAAGUGUAAGAUCUAGCCCAGGUUGGUUUGAUUCUCCUUUGAUCCCGUUGGAGAGUACAAAUGUAGAAAUCCUGGCCUCGCCAUCCCUUCACCGCCCUUCUCCUUCCUUCUCUCGUCUUCUCCCGUUGAUUUCGCCCGACUGGAAACCCGCCAUUACCGGUUGCCUUUCAGCUGCAACUUUCGGCGCAGUCCAACCCGUUUAUGCGUUGACCAUUGGCGGUAUGAUUUCAGCGUUUUUUGCGAAGAAUCCUCAAGAAAUGCAGGAUCGAAUACGUACCUAUUGCUUGAUAUUCUCUUCCCUAACCGUGGUCUCGAUUGUCCUAAACCUCCUCCAACACUAUAGCUUUGCAAAAGUCGGCGAGAGAUUAACGCAAAGACUCCGCCUAAGAAUGCUGGAGAAGAUCUUAUCUUUCGAGCCUGCCUGGUUCGAUUCGGAAGAGAACUCUAGUGGCGCAUUGUGCUCGAGGCUGAGCGGAGAAGCUUCUUCGGUUAAGUCCUUAUUGUCUGACAGAGUCUCUCUACUCGUCCAGACGAUUUCUGGCGUCACAAUAGCGAUGAUCAUAGGAUUGAUCGUUGCUUGGAAGCUCGCGUUGGUCAUGAUCGCGGUCCAACCGAUCACGAUCCUUUGCUUCUACACAAAGAAAGUAUUGCUCUCCAACAUUUCGCACAAUUUCACAAGCGCGCAAAACCGAAGCUCCCAAAUCGCGUCGGAAGCCAUAUACAACCACAAGAUAGUCACGUCUUUCGGAUCCACGAGGAAGAUUGUCCAGAUUUUCGACAAGGCUCAAGAAGAGGCGAAGAGAAAAGGAGAGAAGGCAACUUGGCUCGCGGGAAUCGGGAUGGGAUCGGCUCAGUGCCUGACGUUUAUGACGUGGGCUUUGGAUUUUUGGUACGGAGGAGUGUUGGUCCAGAAGGGUCAUAUCUCGGCCGGGGACGUUUUCAAGACGUUCUUCGUUUUGGUCAGCACGGGAAAGGUUAUAGCCGAGGCAGGAAGCAUGACUUCCGACCUCGCCAAGGGCUCUGCAGCCGUCGCCUCCGUCUUCCAGAUCCUGGACCGUCCUUCCUCUCAAGUGAAGGAAGAUGAAAACAGUGGAACAAAGUUAGAAACAAUAACAGGAAGAAUAGAAUUCAAACAAGUCGAUUUCUCGUACCCUACACGGCCGCAAAUCCCAGUCCUACGCCAGUUCUCGUUGGACGUAAAACCCGGGACGAGCAUGGGACUGGUCGGGAAAUCGGGAUGCGGGAAAUCGACGGUGAUCGGAUUGAUCCAACGGUUCUACGACGCGGAGAAAGGAUCGGUGAGGAUCGACGGCGUGGAUUUGAGAGAAAUGAAUGUUCAUUGGUAUAGGAAACACACAGCAGUCGUAAGCCAAGAGCCGGUGGUAUAUUCCGGCAGUAUCCGAGAGAAUAUUCUCCUCGGACGGCCCGAAGCAUCUGAGGAUGAGGUGGCGGAGGCCGCCAAAGCCGCCAAUGCUCAUAAAUUCAUCUCGGAAUUGAAGAAAGGGUAUGACACAGAGUGUGGAGAACGAGGAGUCCAGCUAUCGGGAGGGCAAAAGCAGAGAGUCGCAAUCGCGAGAGCCGUUCUCCGUGACCCGAAAAUCCUUCUUCUCGACGAGGCCACGAGCGCUUUAGACGUGGAAUCUGAACGGGCGGUCCAAGAAGCAUUGGACCGGAUCAUGGCCCGACGGUCCAUCACGGUCGUGGCAGUGGCUCACCGCCUGAACACCCUCAAAAACCUCGACCGUAUUGCGGUCGUGGCCGACGGGAAAGUGGUCGAGACCGGGAGUUACGCUAGGCUCAAGAAUACGGGCGGCGAGUUCUCGAGACUCGUUCAUGCCCAAGAAGUUAAAUCUUGAAAAAAAUUGUAUACGGAUCAUUGUCUAGUUAAUUUUGCGUGCAAGAAUGUAUAUUGGAAUCCGUUGUUAAAUCGGAUUUGGAUCGUUGCUAUAAUGCUAUUACUAUGUAUAUGUAACAUAAUUAAAUAUAUUAUAUUUGAAUUUAAG